Mya arenaria is the source of this 1170-nucleotide messenger RNA. Its product is annotated as S-antigen protein-like. The coding region runs from base 1 to 1170 and encodes 389 amino acids. The record is from RefSeq and is a predicted model, not a curated record. Lineage: Eukaryota; Metazoa; Mollusca; Bivalvia; Myida; Myidae. The transcript has 3 exons.
AUGACACUGGACGAGAGGCACCAGGUCAAGCCCCAAACGACAUUGGACGAGAGGCACAAGGUCAAGCCCCGAAUGACAUCGGACGGAGGCACAAGGUCAGGCCCCAAACGACAAUGGACGAGAGGCACCAGGUCAAGCCCCAAACGACAAUGGACGAGAGGCACAAGGCGAGAGGCACAAGGUCAAGCCCAAAACGACAAUGGACGAGAGACACAAGGUCAGGCCCCAAACGACAUUGGACGAGAGACACAAGGUCAGGCCCCAAACGACAAUGGACGAGAGGCACAAUAUCAGGCCCCAAACGACAAUGGACGAGAGGCACAAGAUCAGGCCCCAAACGACAUUGGACGAGAGGCACAAUGUCAGGCCCCAAACGACAUUGGACGAGAGGCACAAGAUCAGGCCCCAAACGACAUUGGACGAGAGGCACAAUGUCAGGCCCCAAACGACAAUGGACGAGAGGCACAAGCCCCAAACGACAUUGGACGAGAGGCACAAGGUCAAGCACAAAACGACAAUGGACGAGAGGCACAAUAUCAGGCCCCAAACGACAAUGGAAGAGAGACACAAGGUCAAGCACAAAACGACAAUGGACGAGAGGCACAAGAUCAAGCCCCAAACGACAUUGGACGAGAGGCACCAGGUCAGGCCACAAACGACAUUGGACGAGAGGCACAAGAUCAGGCCCCAAACGACAUUGGCCGAGAGGCACAAGUUCAGGCCCCAAAUGACAUUGGACGAGAGGCACAAAAUCAAGCCCUAAACGACAUUGAACGAGAGGCACAAAAUCAAGCCCCAUAUGACACUGGACGAGAGGCACAAAAUCAAGCCCUAAACGACAUUGAACGAGAGGCACAAAAUCAAGCCCCAUAUGACACUGGACGAGAGGCACCAGGUCAAGCCCCAAACGACAUUGGACGAGAGGCACAAGGUCAAGCCCCGAAUGACAUUGGACGAGAGGCACAAGGUCAGGCCCCAAACGACAAUGGACGAGAGGCACCAGGUCAAGCCCCAAACGACAAUGGACGAGAGGCUCAAGGUCAGGCCCCAAACGACAAUGGACGAGAGACACAAGGUCAGGACCAAAACGACAAUGGACGAGAGGCACAAGGUCACGCCCUAAACGACAAUGGACGAGAGGCAGAAGGUCAGGCCCCAAACGACAUUUGA